GGCGCGGCUGUUUCGGAGAGGUCGUUGCCGGUUCCUCCUCGCUGUUGCUGGGGCGACCAGCAAGCAGCCGCGUGCCACCGACGCGACCGCUUCUGCGGCUGGGCUUGGCUGGGCCAGUUGGGCAUGCAUGUGAGCCGCUGGGCCCACGAAGUCCAGCGUGUUUACGCCUCCGCUCCGCCCCGCCCCGCGUCUGCCUGCCCAGCCCAGACGACUCCCCUCCGACUUGUACCUAACCUAUCGAGACAGAGUUCCACGAAGCAGCACCAGCACGGCGCCGCCUCAGCCUAUAUAUAAACACACAGCCGCCCCCCGUCUUCUACUCUGACUCUCAUCUGAAGCGCGCGAGAGAAACGCGUAUACCCAGGCGGCGGUUGAGGAAGAGGAGGAGAAGAAGAAGAAGAUGGCUUCCUCCGCAUACGCCUCAUGGUCCAAGCGGUGGAUCCGUCCCGAGGUGUACCCGCUGUUCGUGCCGAUGGCCGUGGCCUUGGGCAUCUGCUCGUACCAGCUUGUGCGCAACAUCACGGGCAACCCCGAGGUGCGGGUGACCAAGGAGAAGAGGGCGGCCGGCGUCCUGGACAACCACGACGAGGGCGAGAGGUACGCUAUGCACGGCCUCAGGAAGUUCGUCCGCGGGAAGAAGCCCGAGAUCAUGGCCUCCAUCAACUCCUUCUUCGCCGACCCUCCCAAGGACGAUUAAGCUAGAUUCCGUCAUGGAUGGAUGGAUGGAUGGAUUCCCGAUUCCCGAUCGUCCAUAGUAUGUUUUACCAUUCAUUAGCUGCCGGCGGCGCGCCUUGAUUCGUAGCCGUCGUCGGUACAUUUUUUUUUGUUUCUAAAAUUCUAAUUCUCCCAUAUAAAUGGAACAUCAUGCAUUUGUCGUGUUUGCUUGCAUGGCUGCGAACGAAUUCAGCACGCCUUGUGAUUUUCAUCACAUAUUUGAUUGAUAACGGAUGACUGUAUGA
This is a messenger RNA of Zea mays, 959 nucleotides long. RefSeq names its product B12D protein. The transcript has 2 exons. The coding region runs from base 401 to 697 and encodes 98 amino acids. NCBI's taxonomy places the organism in Eukaryota, Viridiplantae, Streptophyta, Magnoliopsida, Poales, Poaceae. The record is from RefSeq and is a predicted model, not a curated record.